AUGUCUCAAGGAUUCAAGGAAGCAGCAUUUUCUGAAAGCUGUCUCUAUGCGGUUUUUUUGUCCCCGGCAAAAGACAGCUCAUGGAGUAAGAGCAUGGAACAGGCCUUGUUCGACUCCAGCGAGUCGGACGCGUUCCGCAACUGUCUUCUACCUCCUUCUUUUACUUCGCCUGUUGCCCAAGAGACGCAUACUCUGAUACACCUCAGUGCCCCAUACAGUGUAUCGAUUGCACGGCGCACGAGCACACGCGACUGGCACUCGAGAACGUCACACAUUGAAAGAGAAACAGAAAAAUACAUCCCGCUCCUAUCAGAAACGAAGGCGUGUUGGGGGACAAAGGUGCGCGAAAUGGUCAGCCCGCGGUGCCGAAAACGCAGGACAGAGGAGUUGGAGCAAAACCACGGGACGACAAAGCAAAAGCGAGAGCGUGAAGGCGAAUGCCUUGGAUCCAUUGUACGGCAGACACAUGGGCACAGGCACAGCAGCACACAAUACAAGAGGCGUAGACAGAGGCGCACAAGGCACAACGAGCUCCACAUGAACGAUGCAGGGGGCCGCGAUGGGUGA
Molecule: messenger RNA, 567 nt
Organism: Sporothrix schenckii 1099-18
Lineage: Eukaryota; Fungi; Ascomycota; Sordariomycetes; Ophiostomatales; Ophiostomataceae
Exons: 2
Coding region: 1-567 (188 amino acids)
Source: RefSeq, a predicted model, not a curated record